Molecule: messenger RNA, 383 nt
Organism: Caenorhabditis angaria
Lineage: Eukaryota; Metazoa; Nematoda; Chromadorea; Rhabditida; Rhabditidae
Source: the annotation of a GenBank genome assembly
AUGUCUUCUUCAUCUUCCCUUGUUUUCCUAAUUCUCGGUCUCGUUUUAUCGAUUGAUUGUUUCCUCGGAGUUAUUGAAGUCAAAGCUGGAACAUCUGUAGAUAUCGAAUUGGAUGGAUCUGGAGCCUUGGAGAAAUAUGUUGGAAGCAAGGUUUAUACUUUCAAUUUCAGCGGACCAAAUCGUGGAUUCUUUACUGAUAAUGCUGUGGGUUUUUUUUUUAAUUUCUGAAACAUCAAGAAUCAAUUUAUUUUCAGACCAAAGCCAAAGUUGCAGCCAGCAAUCUUCAGAUCAAAGGAAACACUUUGGUGAUCACAAAAGCUACCAAAGCUGAUGCUGCAAAAUAUAGAAGAGGAAGUGAUGGAAUCGAACUUGUUGUUCUUUGA